UUUGAUGAUGUCGGACGAUAGCGAAAGCGAAGAUAUAUCAAGGAAAAUCUCUCCAAAGGCCAGGCGCCAGAGGAGACUGCUCAGCGACGAUGGAGAGGAGGAAAUGGAGGUAGCGGGUGCUACGAAUAAGGAGCCAGAGCUGGAGCAGCGGAGCGAUGAAGAGGAAGCUAAGGAAGAUGCAGUGGCUACCAAGCCCAAAAAGAAAAUAUCAGCCAUCAUAGACACGGACAGUGAAGAGGAGCCACAAAAGGAUGAGGAAAUGAAGCCGGAUCCAGAGACUCCACCCAAGAAAAACCCAAAUAACAAACUUAAGGGCUUGGUGGACACGGAUUCCGAGUCAGAGGAACUGAAACCUCAUAAAAAAAAGCCCAAAAAGGUGGCCAAGAAAAAAUCGGAAAAUUUGGAUGAGGAGGAAGUCCAGGAGCAGGAUGAAAAUAGGGAGAAACCCUCCAAGAAAACAAAGAAAAAUAAGCAGCGAAUGGACAGUAAUAGUGAACAGGAGGACCACAAAGACAUGAGUGACCAAGAAACCAGUCCCGUGACUAGCAAACUCAAGGGUUUGGUGGACUCAGAAUCCGAACCGGAGGUGAGCAGUCCAGAGAAGGCAGCAGAAAAGCAAGAACCAGCCGCUGGAAAACCAAAGAAACCAAAAGUUGUGCGCGAAUCAGCUAAGAAAGCUUUAGAGGGCAUGCAGGCCAUCCAAAGUGAGCAACAACGUCUGCACCGCGAGGCUCAUAUCACUGUGCCUUACCACCAGCCGAAGCCCAGGACGCUGAAGGAGUUUCUCGCUCGACGAACCAUAAAUGCGCCUCUGGCUACCGCCUUGGCCGGCGGCAGUCCCAUGCCCAACAAGCAGCCUAGGAAGUCGGUGGGGUUGCGCAUGGCCAGCGAGGACUUGGAGGCAUUUGCGAAGCUAAUGGAGGCGCGAGCCCAGGAGGCCACGGAGUUUUUCAAAUCCGAAUCCGAGCCGGAAGAGGAAGAGGAUUCGGAACCAGAGAAAGAUGAAGAAGAACCUCAAGUGGAGUUUAAAGACAAACAAGGUGUUAUGGAUGAUGUAGAGGAGAUCCAAGCUGAACCCAAGGAGCAGCCAGAAGAGCUAGCCAUCCAACCAAUGGAGGAGAAUGCUCUCGCAGAAGCAGAACCCCUUGCUUCCACCUCAGCUGCUGCAGGUUUGAGGGAAAUCCCUCAGCAAGGUGAUCAAACAUCUCCCGCUAAGGUACGCCUUGUUACUGAGGUGGUAGAGCUGCCCAAACUGGACUUGAGCUCUAUCAACAUAACCCCGCCCUCCAAGCCGGCAACCCCUAAGAUCAGCGAAGUAAUUCGUCGGCUAAAGAUCGAAAAGAGCACGGAUGUGAGUCCCUCGCUGAAGGGUGAUGCCAACAUGGUAAUAGACCUCGAAACGGGUGAUAUGUUUGCCAAGAAACCAACUGGAGUGGAUGAUUUGCUGCAGCGUCUGAUGAAGACCCGCGAGGCCAAAAAGCACAAGACUCUGGAGACUGUCAAUAUCCUAACCACUGAGCAUGGCAAACUGGAAAUGUCCAAGGUGAACAUCCAUUUGCAUGAUGAGGAGCCUGUGGGUAAAGAACCCAAGCCGGGAGCGGCUUACAUUAAAAUGCAGGAGCAGCUCAAGACUUUGAUCAACAAGAAACGUAUGGAAGAGCUGCGUAAGAGGCAAAUGGAAGAGGAACAAGAAAGAGCAGAAGAGGAAGAAGACAUGGAAGUGGAUGAGGAGGAAGAGUACGAGCCGGAAAACAAGCCUGGCUGUGCUGAGAUCACAAUAAACGAGGAGGAAGAGAUCUUAGAGGUGGGCGAGGGCUUAAGGGAUGAGGAAGCAGAAGAGGCUGCUGGCGAAGAUCAAGAAGAGGAUAAUGAAGAAGUUGAGGAAGAGGAAAAGAGCAGCGAGAGUGAUGUGGAAAGCUUAGCAGAAGAGACCCAAACUUCACGUAAAAGAAAUAGAAUAAUUCAGGCCUUCCAGGAUGACGACAACUCCGACGAUGAUGAUGAUUUGGAUCUACUACAAACUCCCAAGCCUAGCGGUGCUCCUCCCAUCACGGCCACCCAACUGCAACUCUCUGCCCAGAAGCUCUUUGAUGCGGAAACCCAUCAUCGCACAGCCAGCGAUGAGGAGAACGAGCUGCUUGACCUUUGCUCUGGACAGUUUCCCCAGACCCAAAUGCUUUCCUCUGCUGCACCCUCCAUGGACACGGCUGUCAUCAGUCAGAUACCCAUGACUCAGUUGGGAGGAGCAAGUAGCCAGGAGGCACCCGAAGAGCUGGAGUCCCUGUGUUCCGGCACCUUUGCCACGCAAAAGCAGGAACUUUUGCCGCCGGAUUCCCAACUUCUCCCAGUGGUGGCCCACAAAAUCAUAUCCAGCGAUGAGGAGGAGACCAAGGAGUCAGACCACCAAGCAGAAAAGCCGCGCCAGAAGAAACUCACCAAGAAAAGGCAGAAGAAAAAGGCCAAAUUGGGCUUCUCCGAUGACGAAGAUAGCGACCAGGAGGAGGAGGAGGAGUUGGAUGAGUUAAGCGAUGAAGAGCCAGCAGAGGAUAUACCAGAAACCUUUGUGGACUACGACUCCGAGGAAAACGAAAUCCUCGUGGAGAUGAACAAAAAGGAACGUAAAUUGCGCGCCGCCAACUUUGUGGAGAAGGAAGCUGAGCUUUCAGAGUCCGAGUGGGGAUCAGCCGACGAGGACGAGAAGAACAUGGAUGCCUAUGACAUAGAGUUGGGCGAUGAGGACGAGUUUGAUCGCGAGAAGCUGCGUAAAGAGCUGGGACAAAUACAUGCUCGAAAAAUGCUUGACCAGGAUAUACGGGAGGUGCGCAAGAUCCAGGAGAUGCUCUUUGAGGACGAAGAGGGCGCUGUGCGUCAGCGUCAGUUUCGCUGGAAGAACGCAGAGAACGGCUUCAGCCUGGAGGAUCAGCGUCCGGAGAAUGGCGAGGCCAACGAGGGCAGCGGUGAUGAGGAGAAUGAACAUCUUUGGCGGAAAAUCCGCUACGAGCGCGAGCAAUUGCUCUUGGAAAAGGGUCUAAAAGCGGAAGCCGCCUCGCCCUUGUCUACAUCCUUGAUGAACAGCAGCUCUACUCCAGGUAGCUCUAUACGUCGGCUGAACAUAAUUACGGCCAAAAAGACCACGAUGGAGGUGAAGAAGAGCUCACCGUUUCUGAUCUCAAAAACGGUCACCGGCAACAAGCUGCAGCAGAAGAGCGCAGUGCGUGGUUCGUUUCUGGUUCGUGAUCAGGAGACGCUUACCAAACUGGCAGCGGGUCUGACCAAAGGAUCGACUGGUGAGCCGGGUGAGGCCGGCACGGUUUCCGUGAAAACGGCCAAGGCCAAGAACUUUGUCUUUGCCACUCUGACGGAGGAGGAACAUGAGAAUCAAAAACGUAAAGCUGCCGACUUACUCAACAGUAGCAGUGAAACGGGAGUGAAUUUCAUGAAGAAACCUAAACUGGAGCCCCGCAGAGACAAGUGCCUUAUAGAUCAGUUGCUUUAGGUCAAGUCAUUUUUAAUAUUAAGAAUUUUAUUAAAUAUUAAGAAAUCCCCGACUUGUAUAUUUUAA
This is a messenger RNA of Drosophila kikkawai, 3562 nucleotides long. It is a transcript of the gene Claspin, whose product is annotated as claspin. Gene Ontology annotation, molecular function: anaphase-promoting complex binding. Lineage: Eukaryota; Metazoa; Arthropoda; Insecta; Diptera; Drosophilidae. The record is from RefSeq and is a predicted model, not a curated record. Gene Ontology annotation, biological process: activation of protein kinase activity; mitotic DNA replication checkpoint signaling; mitotic G2 DNA damage checkpoint signaling.